This is a messenger RNA of Serpula lacrymans var. lacrymans S7.9, 186 nucleotides long. RefSeq lists its product as uncharacterized. The transcript is spliced from 2 exons. The coding region runs from base 1 to 186 and encodes 61 amino acids. The record is from RefSeq and is a predicted model, not a curated record. Lineage: Eukaryota; Fungi; Basidiomycota; Agaricomycetes; Boletales; Serpulaceae.
AUGCUUCAAUUCCAGCAGCCACAGAUGAAGCCAUCUGAUAUUCCCAAUCAUGACAAGCUUCAGAAAACCAUUCUUUUGAAGGCACUUGAGGUUGAAGGUAGUCUUCAAGUGCUUUUCAAGAUUUUGCUUACAUUUGAUGCUUGGACAUCACUGACUUAUGACCUAUACCUUGCUGUACCUGCUUAA